UAAUAUUUACAUCCGGGGUGCUUCAGACAGUGCGAAUAGAAUUUAGCAUAUUAAUUAUCUCUCGUUUUGUUUAUUUUUUUCGUAUUUGAAAAGUCUACAGAUCUCAACACUGGCAAAUCAACGAUCUUCAGACGAACAUGUGAAAAACCCACGCAGAGGAUACAGGAAGUUGAACCCAUUUUCAUGUGUUGGAAAAAUGGGCAACUCCAAAUCCUCUAAAUCCACAAGGUAUUUUGAUGAUGACAUACCAACACUUAAGUCACUUGAAAUGCCGCAGAAGGAGCGUGACCUUCACCUGGCUGUCAUGGCCAAUGACAGGGAAGGGGUCAAACUGUGCAUUAGUCACGGGACGGAUAUAAACUACCCAUGGAGUAACCCCCUGAUCCCCAGCGUCAAGGACAGCACCACCCCUCUGCUGGCAGCCGUGUCUCUCAAUCAUGUGGAGAUUACAGAGAUUCUGAUUAAGGCUGGUGCUGACAUCAAUCUGACGGACAGGAACAGUUGUUCCCCUUUGUACAAGGCAGCCUUUCAUGGCCGACCCGUCCUCAUAGAAAUGCUCCUUAAAGCAGGAGCGAACAUCAAUCAGGCAGACAAGGAAGGCCAGACUCCGCUGUAUAUCUGUGUUCAGAAUGCCUUCGUACACUCCAGUUAUGCUGCCGUGGAAUGUUUGUUAUCUGCUGGAGCCUCUAUAAAUAGAUGUGACAAUUCUGGUAGGUACCCCAUACAUGUUGCUGCUCACUGGAAACUGAAGGACAUGAUUCGUAUUUUACUGAAUGUGAACAGUGAUGUGAACACGCUAGACAAUCACGGCCGCACGCCGCUGUACGUCUGUGUCAGCUCGCUCAGCACGGGACUGUAUAAAGAAGACCUCAAGUACCAGGUGCCCUGUAUAAAAGUUCUGUACGCCGCCGGCUGUGAUAUGUUAAAUCUCGUGGACUGGCUCAAGUGGAAGGGGCCCGGAAUCCCCCUGGAGCUGAUGAGGGACGACCCCAAUUUCUUAAUGUGGUAUAAAAAGAACAUGAAUUCUCCGCACUCGCUGAUGAACUUGUGUCGGAAGGUGAUUCAACAGAGACUCAGCAGGAAGAGAAAGUUGUGUGAUCAGACGCGACGACUUCCUGUUCCUCCCAAAAUGAAGGUUUAUCUCUCACGGAUCAUGUUCUAUCUGCCGGCGUAUGAUCCGGAGUCCGAUCCAGAGUCUCUGGAUUAGAUAACAAUUCAGUUACUGUCAGAAAGGGUCAGUUACAUGUGUUUUGGAUUGUGUUUGUUAUUCUCUUCUGUGGGCUAGGGGUCCAAUGUUUCACCCCAUAAGUUGUCAUGUGUUCUCUUUUUUGAUUUUAUUCUUUUUUUUUUUUUUUUUUUGUAGUAUAAUUGCCCCAGUGACUUUACUGGGUGAUUUAAAAUUGAAAUUACACUCAAAUUUAGUUGACGUUGCAGUGGAAAUUUUAAAGAAAUUUACAAUUUUUGGAAGGGAAUUAUAUUUAUUUUUGAAAGGAAGAGUCGUCUCUCUUAGUGGAGGGAAACUUAACCUUAAAAUAAUUUAGAUAAGAAAUGUUCACCUUAAUUUUCCAUGAAAAUGUUUUCUUUAAUGUGUUUAAACAGGAGAAUUUUGUCCCCAUUUUCUAGUCACUUUCAUUUUUCAAUGGGAAUAAAAUAUGUGGUAUUUUCUGUCCACAGGUAGAACAGAUAGUAGAAGUAAACAAGUUAAAUAUGAAUGAAAAAAACAUAAUUGUGGGGAGAAAAAGGUUCUUUUAAUUUCAUAUAUAUUCCCUCUCCUCAGUCCUCUCAAUGUUUGAAGGUAUAUGAAAUUUUGUAGGUCCUUUUAUUCCAAUUUAUGAUAGAUACGGACUAAUCUAAACAAUAGGAAGACUAGGAAUGUCUAGAGAAAUAUUAAUAUAAAAUAUGUUUCUGCCUCAGUCUGAAAAAAAUGAAAGGUAGGUAGGCCAUUUUUUUACUUUUUUUUCAUGAAUACACUAUCUAAUUAACACUGUUGACAAAAAAACAUAGUGCCUUAAGCCAUUUUCGUAACAAAUAUGUUGUAGAUUUUUUAUACAUUUGACAAAAAUGGGAAAUUCAAAUCUUUAGAGAGAAAAAAAGAAGCAUAAAUUAAUCAGGGUCAGUCAUGCAAGCGGAAACAAGCAAAUUUUUUUCUAGGCCUAAGAGUUUGAACUUUCCUCAAAAUUUUAUUAUACUUCUCAAAAAAAAGGUCAUUUGGAAAAGGUCAAGGUCAAAAGGGUUAGGAUUUUAAUUUGCUUUUCUAAAGUCAAAGUCAUGUAAAUUGGUAAGAGUUUAAGUCCUGUAAAAAAAACCCUCCUGAUUUAUGUUUAAUGCUGGAAGGUCAUUAUUGUAAUGUAAGAGUAUUGAUUUCAAAACAAGCCAUUAAAAUGAAGCUAAACUGAGGAAAAUCAGGUACCAACACCUGGCCUUAAAAUGUAAAUAAGUGUUGUCAAUUAACACCAGGAAGCCUGAUAAUGAAACACCACUGUAUUACCUUGAAAGUUGAUAAUGCUGUUGGCAUACUGGGCAAUUAUAGAAUAUCAGUUAAUACAAGUGUGAACAAAAUAAGUUUACAUUAGAUAACUUAUAGAAUAACACCGACAUCGUCAUAUGUGUUUAAAUAAAGUGUACUCUUUAUUUACCCGAGUAUCUUAAAUUGGGUCAAUUUAUUGUAUUUAUGUAAAUGUUUGUACUAUUUGCUCUCCCUACUGACUUUUUUCUACUGUUAUUUUUAGCAUCACAUAUCCUGAUUGGUACGUUGUUAAGGGGAUGUUCUGGAGCAUAUGCAAUGCUGUUUGCUAUGUUAAUGGUUGUCGAUAAACCUUGUGGACAAUUAUUCAUGUGUUUUACAAAAUGAAUGAAUCAAACAAAAUUAUUUGAUAUAGAGCCUUUAUGAUGCAUGUAAAGAGAGAGAGAGAGGGGGAGAUAAAUAGAUUAACAAAUCUUUAGAGUACUUGUUGCAAGGCUAAAUCUUUGUGUCAUUAACAUGAUGGCAGCAUGGCAUCAAUUUAUUUUGGAAAAAAAACUAUCAUACAAAGUGAUACACGUACUUGACUUGAUUAGCAUCCUUUUAGCUUUUUAUCUAGUAGGAAAAGUGUGGCCCAGGUUGGACAAAAUCCAAGGUAGCUUGAUCCUUGUUUACAAUAGUAAAAAAAGGCAAUUCGUAAGAUUAGCAUACUGAUGGAAGUAUGAGGCCUGUCUUCUUGAUCCUUAAGCAAAACAUCGUGAACUGUAAUAAGAAGUUUUAUUAACGGAUUAAACAAUUUUAGUCUUUUUAGUGCCUAUAAGUUUUUACCUCCUUCAGAAAUAUGCUCAAAAAUACAUGUAUGACUACUUUUAGAAAACAUAUUCUGAUCUUGUAAAAUUAUUUUGUUUUGAUGACAUUUUCCAAAAAUUCACACAGUACCUAAUGAUUACAUGCUGCCCUGUGUUAAAGUCUUACUUCACAUUGAUUAGUAUGGUUUUCAUGAAAUGCCUAAAACAUUUUAUAAUUUUACACUUAAUACUGAUACUUGUUUUGAAAAUAAAUGAUGGCCACAGUAAAUAAAGAUACAUCUCCAUCAUACAAUAUUAAACAACUUUCAUAAAUUUAAAUUCUUUCACACAUUUCAAUAUUCAUGAUAUUGGAAUUGAUUCUUGAACCCUUAACGAAGAGUUGACUUAUCCUAUACCUCCCAAUCCUAGCUCAUGUAGAAACUGGCUAUUUAGUCUAAUGAUAUAACCCUUUUAAAACAAUAACUCGCUAAAAAUUUCAUUAACAAAUAUUUUUGUUUCUAAAUAAUGAUUUUUAACAUCAUUAAUAUUCACUCGGCUUUUUUGGACUGCCCUUGUACAUGUUCGUGUACAUUCCAUGAAGUAUUUAUUCCUGUGUUUUUCAUAAAAAUACUUGUCUUUUUAUUGAUUGUGGUCUUGUCCAAGUUCAUGUCUUUUUCUUAUUAAUAAGAAGUCUUAAAAAUGAAGUUUAAUUAUAGUUCAUAUUUUUAUAAUGAAUUUUUUUUGGGGGGGGGGAAAUUUUGGUAUGGCAUAUAAUUUGUUGAAUGAAACAACCAAUAACAGUCAUUAUCCAUGACACUUGGAAAUCAUAUCCAUUUUUGUCUUGCUUUUAUUAACCCCACAAAAACUAAGAUUAAAGUGUACCCACUAUGCAGUAUUUAGCUGGCUAGAUUUAUGUACUUUUGGAAGUGGUUAGAUUUGAAAGAAAAAGUUUUGAAAAUGUUUAAAAACAGCUGGACUGUUGGUAAAACAUUCUUCAGAAUGAUGAGUUUUAGGUAUUGGGGCUGGUUCCCAAUAUCUGACCAGUAGAAGUGUUCGGAGAGAAUUCUUGUUGUAGGGUGUUUUAUAGGCAGGGCUUAUAAAGCAGGAAUUACAUUCAGAUAACAUAGUCAGAAUAUGGUCACAGAUAUAGUCAUUAAUUCAGGGGUUAAUCAUUUUAACUUUCUGUAAUUGUCUUUACCAUCACGUAGUCUAACUUAUAACCUAUAAAAAUUUUCACACUUUUUAUGUGAAAGUACUGUUAUACCUUGAAUUAAGCAAGCGUUAAAUGGCUAUGGUAUAUGUGUCAAUUUGUAUUGUAUUUUUGAAAAUCUUGUGAAAUGUGCUGUGCUAAUUGUUUAGAAAUAUAAUUAUACAGUAUGCUGGAUGUUUUAAAUUUAGAAGCACAUUUAGUCCCUAUCUGAUACAGGCACUGAAAUAUAUGAUAAAAUGUUUGUCAUAGUUUCUCAUUAAGUAGGGGGAGGGGGAUAAAUAACCAGAUGAUUCAAAUGCCAGUUGUUUGAUGUCGAAGGUUAUAAAUAAUUUGGAUUUUUUUAGUAAAGAAUUUUGUGGCAUUUCAUUGGUCACUUGUCUUGAGAACAUUAAUUGUGUAUGAUGUUGACAUCAUCAAAAUUGUUUGUGGUUCAUGGUAUGUCUUCUGGACAUGAACUUGUUGUAUGCAUUUUAUGUGCACAAGAGAAAUCUCCAGUAGGUGGCGCUGUUGUUUGUCCAGUAUUUACUGGUACUUUACUGGUACUCUUACUGGACAUAGAACAGGUUGCUGACUUUUGGGAUUUCGUUCAAUUUUUAGAAGUUUUCUUGGUAUGUUGUGAAAGGUUUCUUUACCACAUAUAUAUACAUAAAAAAAAGUAUUGUAACAUUUCUAAUAAUUUUCCUGUUUGUAUCUUUCCACUUUUAAAAUUUUUAUCCAUUGUUAAUCAGCUUCUAGUACUUUUAAGAGUGCUUUGGUUUAAUUACCGGUAAAUAUAAAAAAUGUACAAGUAGUGAACAUUUGAAUGAAUUUAACAAAUUUGUGCACUGUCGACAGCUAUCUUUGAAUUCUUUCUCGUGUAAGUGGCAGGUCCAUUAACAGUUUUAUAUCUAAUGUUUUUUCCCAUUUACUAUGGUAUAUAUAUAUACAUGUACUUAUUACCAGUCAUCUAUAUGUGUUACGCUCACUCACUUUGUGUUUGUUGAGUCUUAGUGCUAUUUUCUUUGUUGUUUUACUAUCCAGUCCUGAACGUCUUUUAAUUUGUAUGUCAGUUGACAUUGGUAGUUCUUGUCAUAUUUUGGUAUUACUGAUUUUUUGACUACAGAUUUUGACUUUAGAAUUGAUAAACUGUUGUUAAUGUAAAUUUUGCAAACUUAAAUAAAAUUGUGUUCCUUUAGA
Molecule: messenger RNA, 5635 nt
Organism: Saccostrea cuccullata (small rock oyster)
Lineage: Eukaryota; Metazoa; Mollusca; Bivalvia; Ostreida; Ostreidae
Product: serine/threonine-protein phosphatase 6 regulatory ankyrin repeat subunit C-like
Exons: 5
Coding region: 197-1207 (336 amino acids)
Biological process (GO): intracellular signal transduction
Molecular function (GO): protein binding
Source: RefSeq, a predicted model, not a curated record